Messenger RNA from Monodelphis domestica (gray short-tailed opossum), 1471 nucleotides. RefSeq names its product testis-specific serine/threonine-protein kinase 1-like. Gene Ontology annotation, cellular component: cytoplasm. Gene Ontology annotation, molecular function: tau-protein kinase activity; ATP binding. Lineage: Eukaryota; Metazoa; Chordata; Mammalia; Didelphimorphia; Didelphidae. Gene Ontology annotation, biological process: protein phosphorylation; intracellular signal transduction; microtubule cytoskeleton organization. The record is from RefSeq and is a predicted model, not a curated record.
GACAAUGCCGAGCGUUCUACCUCCAACAACUCUAGGCCCAGCCUGCUCAGAGGACUCUCCCGCAGCGUCACUAAGGGCGCUGCUGGCCUAUGUGGGGAAGGGACAUGUAGAUAGCAGCUCCAGAGGCACUCGCCGCUGCUAGGACUAUGGAUGAUGCUGCUGUCCUUAAGAGAAGAGGCUACAUCAUGGGAAUAAAUUUGGGAGAGGGCUCCUAUGCAAAAGUGAAAUCUGCUUACUCGGAGCGCCUGAAGUUCAAUGUGGCGGUCAAGAUCAUCGACCGCAGGAAAGCCCCCACGGACUUCCUAGAGAAGUUCCUGCCCCGGGAGAUCGAGAUCCUGGCAAUGCUGAACCACCGCUCCAUCGUCAAGACCUACGAGAUCUUCGAGACGUCCGACGGCAAGGUCUACAUCGUCAUGGAGCUCGGGGUCCAAGGAGACCUGCUGGAGUUCAUCAAGACCCGGGGAGCCCUGCACGAAGACGACGCCCGGAAGAAGUUCCAGCAGCUGUCCUCGGCCGUCAAGUACUGCCACGACCUGGACGUCGUCCACCGAGACCUCAAGUGCGAGAACCUCCUCCUCGACAAAGACUUCAACAUCAAGCUGUCCGACUUCGGGUUCUCCAAACGCUGCCUCCGGGACGACAACGGGCGGAUCAUGCUCAGCAAGACCUUCUGCGGGUCGGCGGCCUACGCGGCCCCCGAGGUGCUCCAGGGCAUCCCCUACCAGCCCAAGGUGUACGACAUCUGGAGCCUGGGCGUGAUUCUCUACAUCAUGGUGUGCGGCUCCAUGCCCUACGACGACUCCAACAUCAAGAAGAUGCUGCGCAUCCAGAAGGAGCACCGCGUCAACUUCCCGCGCUCCAAGCACCUGACGGGCGAGUGCAAGGACCUCAUCUACCGCAUGCUGCAGCCCGACGUCAACCGGCGGCUGCACAUCGACGAGAUCCUCAGCCACUGUUGGGUGCAGCAGCUCAAGCCCAAGUCUCAGACCAUGACUAGCACCACGGCCACCAAGGAUGGGGAGAGCUCCCGGAACACGGGCCAGGAUCUGCUCAGGGUCCCAGAGGCCAUCACGGACAAGAAGUCCACAGCCAGGCUGGAGCCAAAGGAGGAUCCCAAGUUGGACACGGUCUUGGAGAAGGAAGAGGCAGUGCAGGUGACCAGGCAGUCGGAGACACUGGGCUUCACUGCGGAAGUGCAGCACCAAUCCCCUCAAACCGAGCAAGGGAACGCCUCCUCGCCGCCCCCAGAAUCCGUGCACAGCUAAGGAGGCUGGAAGUGCCCCUGGGAGAGAAAUGGAGCCUGAGGUUCAGUUCGGAGCUUGGAUGGGAGAGGUCAGGAGCGUGCAGGAGAAAGUAAACACGGUCCACUAUAAGCUGCUAUUUUCAUUAAUUCCUCCUCCCUUCCUUCAAACAUAGUAACCACAUGGCUAAAGAAUAAACCAAUAAAUCACAGACUAUAUUAGAACCCAAA